AAAGUUCUCUCUCUCUCUCUCUCUCUCUCUCUCGCUAGUCUUUAAGCUGUCUAUAUAGACGGGUUCUCUUUACUUUGCAGACCUCUCUUUCUCUCUCUCUCCCCCUGUCUUGGUCUAUCUCACACGCGCAGACAGAUGAUCGAUGGCGUCAGGGGUGGAGUCGCCGGAGAAGGGGAGGCCAGCGGCCAUCGCGUUCGACGUGGUGGCGUGCGACACUCCAGCAUCGCCUCCUGUGGUGCCGGAAAGGGUGCGCCGCCGUCUAGCCGAGUCGCCUGAGAGCAAGGCCAAGUGGCCGACCAGCCUCGAGGAAAUCCAGGCCAAGCUCAGGGAAGCCGACCUCCGACGCCAGCAAUUCCAUGAGUGGUUGUCAAGUAAGGCCAAGCCGAAAUCGAGGAGCCCGACGUGGGCUCCUCAGGAUGAAGAUCUUGCGCAGCGCCUCGAAGCAAAGCUUUAUGCUGCUGAGCAGAAAAGGUUAGGCAUUUUAGCUCGGGCUCAAAUGCGCUUGGCAAGAUUGGAUGAGCUGCGCCAAGCUGCCAAGACUGGCGUACAGGUGCGAUAUGAAAGGGAACGUGAAGUGCUUGGCUCAAAAGUUGAAUCUCGAGUGCAGCAAGCAGAGAUGAACCGCAUGCAACUUCUUGAGGCAGAGAAGCAAAGAAGAGCCGCUGCUCAGGAGAGAAUGGCUCAGUCUCUGUUGCAGAGGAUGCACAAUCAAGACAGGUACAAAGAGCGGAUUAAUGCAGCAAUAUGUCAAAAACGUGCUGCUGCAGAGGAAAAGCGCUUGGAAUUGCUAGAAGCAGAGAAAACCCGUGCACGGGCUACCUUUAUGCAGGCAAGAAAGGUUGCAAAGUCUGUAUGCUGUCGGCGUGAGAUUGAAAGAAGAAAGCUGAAAGACAAGCUGGAAGAUCGCCUUCAAAGAGCAAGGAGGCAAAGAGCAGAAUACUUGAGGCAUAGAGGCAGUCGCCAGAGUUCCACUCGUACUAAUUGGCUUGACAUGUAUAAAAGUGGAGAUUUUUUGUCUAGAAAAUUAGCAAGGUGCUGGAAGCAAUUCUUAAGAUCGAGGAGGACAACCUUUGCUUUGGCCAAAGCAUAUUUAGAACUUGAGAUCAAUAAGAAAUCUGUUGGUUUGAUGCCUUUUGAGCAGCUUGCAACCCGAAUCGAGUCAACGCAUACUCUUCAAACCCUUAAGGCUUUACUGGAUCGCUUUGAGUGCCGCUUUAUGCUCUCACAGUCUAGCCAAUUAAAAUCAAAAGAUAUUGAUCAUCUUCUGAAGCGUCUGACAAGUCCAAGCAGGAAAGGCCUUUCUAGCAGUGGUAGCAAAGCCAGGAGGGUGAAGAAAGCAUCUGGGAAAGCUCCCAGUAGAGAGAAAGGCAGCUCAGAAGACAAGAAGAUGUUUAGAUAUCCAGUUCGAGUUGUUCUCUGUGCUUAUAUGAUAUUAGGUCAUCCAGAGGCAGUUUUCAGUGGGCAUGGAGAGCGUGAAGUUGCAUUAGCUGAAGCAGCAAUGAAAUUUGUUCGGGAAUUUGAAAUUCUGACAAAGAUUAUCAUGGAUGGUCCUAGAAGCAUUUCAACAUCUGCCAGGCAAUCGUCUCCAAACAAAGAUUCAUCCUCGCUGAAUCAGCAUUCAUUCAGGUCCCAGUUGGCAGCUUUUGAUGAGGCAUGGUGCUCUUACCUUUAUAGAUUUGUAGCCUGGAAGAUAAAGGAUGCCCGAUCACUUGAGGAUGAUUUGGUUAGAGCAGCUUGCCAACUUGAGCUAUCAAUGAUGCAGACAUGCAAAUUAACAUCUGAUGGGAAGAUGCCUGAGCUUAGUCAUGAUAUGAAAGCUGUCAGGAAGCAGGUCUUAGAAGAUCAGAGGCUUUUGCGUGAGAAGGUGCAGCAUCUUAGUGGUGCAUCAGGAAUUGAGAGAAUGGAGAGUGCUUUGUCAGAUGUCCGCAACAGUUUCUUUGAAGCUAGAGAGAAUGGCAAUCCUUUGGUUUCCCCCCUUCUGCAAAUCUCGUCUUCUCCUCCUGGUUCCUCUGGUAUUCAGUUUCCACCAUCUGAUCCUAAAAAGUCAGAUGAACCUGAUCCGAACCAUAGGCGUGUUGUCCGUGCUCUUUUCCAAGCAUCGCAGGCCCCUCCUAGUGCUGAAGCUAUAUCCUCACAUGAGGGCAGUAGUCAAUUGGGCAUUCAAAAUCAUGAGAAGAUACCAAGUGAAAAUGAAAUACUUGUGAAUGAAAUCAUCCAUUCAGGGGGGCGGUCAUUUAUUGGUAACUUAAAAGAUACAGAGGAAGCUCAAAUCCCCUUACAGAAACAAAUUCAAGCCAUGAUGGAGAAAGCUUUCUGGGAGGAUGUUCAGAACAACCUAUCACAAGAUGGGAGAAGUUAUGGUCGCAUAGUUGAAUUAGUAAAGGAGGUUAGGGAUGAACUUUGUGCCAUUGCUCCGCAUAGCUGGAGGGAAGAAAUUGUGGAAGCCAUAGAUUUGGAUGUUUUCUCCCAGGUGCUUCGCUCAGGAACAAAUGAUUUGACGUAUCUGGGAGCAAUCCUUGAGUAUGUGCUCAACUCUUUGAGGAAACUUGCUGCUCCAGCAAAAGAAGAUGACAUGAAAAUAGCUCACAAGAAUUUACUGAGUGAAUUAACUGCAAUUGCAAAUGGAAGAAAUUCAGACAGUUCCUUUUCCCUUGCAACCGUUAAGGGCCUGCGUUAUGUUCUGGAACAGAUAAAGAUGCUGAGACAGGAAAUUAGUUUAUCAAGAAUACAAUUGUUGGAACCAAUAAUCCGUGGCACAAAUGGCCUCCAGUAUCUGCAGAGGGCAUUUGAGAAUCGUUAUGGGCCACCAGUAGAUGCAUUGAAUUCCCUAAGGUUGACAUCCAGGUGGCUUUCUUCAAUCAGUGCUGGUGCUGAGCAAGAGUGGACAAGCCAUAUUUCAUAUUUAUCUUCGUUUCAAAUUGGCCAUAUUGGCCUACCACCAGCAACAUCACUUCGCACUGGUGGCAGCAGCAACAGUUCUGCAUCUAAAAGGAAUAUGCCCUUUGCCCAAGUGACAACUUCCACGGGCGAGCUUGAAUGUGCUGGAGAGAGAGUUGAUGUCUCAAUCAGGCUUGGAUUGAUUCAGCUAGUUAGUUCUUUUGAAGGAAUCAACAAGGAUACACUUCCGGAGACUCUUACACUCAAUUGUGCAAGGCUUAGGACAAUUCAAAGCAAGUUGCAGAAGAUAAUUGUCAUCUGCACAAGUUUAUUGGUUCUUCGGCAAGCUCUCCUCUGUGAAGAUCCCAUUCCUAGCGGCACAUCCAUAGAAACUGCAGUAUCUGGUUCUUACGAGCGACUCUCUGACCUCUUGGAGCGGGAGGACGUUGGCAUCUUGGAGAUUGCGGAGUCUCUUGAAGCAUCAUGCUUCGAAUAUGCUGGCAGCGACAAGAAGUUAUCAGUAAGGAAGGAGGUGGUGACUAAUAUGUUGGGGAAAAGCCUGCAAGCUGGGGAUGCCGUCUUCGAAAAGAUCAUGGGGGCAGUUCACUCUGCAAUGAGAGUGCUCGUGCUUUCUGGCAAUGGUCCUAAGGGGAAAGCAGCAGCAGAGGCCGCACUUCGGCGCAUCGGCGCACCCGUUCUUACUGAUUCAGUAGCAGAUGUAGCAGAGGCAUUGACAAUGGUAGCUGUGAUUAGCAGAUCGGUGCAUGGGCCAUGGUAUGCAUGCCUGGUUGACUAGAAAGAUAGAAUUGCACAGAAAGUAUAGGUUUGUGUUGUACAGUGCUAUACUUGUUGUAAAUAAGAUAGAUAGUUGGUCACAGAUGGGAUGGAAGCGCAGAAAAUGAUGUGCGGCUGUGGUUUGUUGUGGAUAUCUGAUUAUUUGUAAUGAUAUGGACAAGGCCACCGUCUUCUUAAAUAAAUCUCUAUUUUCUAUUUCUUCA
This is a messenger RNA of Nymphaea colorata (pocket water lily), 3875 nucleotides long. RefSeq lists its product as uncharacterized. Lineage: Eukaryota; Viridiplantae; Streptophyta; Magnoliopsida; Nymphaeales; Nymphaeaceae. The record is from RefSeq and is a predicted model, not a curated record. The transcript is spliced from 11 exons. Gene Ontology annotation, biological process: signal transduction. The coding region runs from base 143 to 3673 and encodes 1176 amino acids.